GAUAGAAUUGUCGAGAGAGUAACAAAUAAUUUAGAAACACAGUUGCGGCUCACUGGGAAGAAGAGGUAGAGAUAUAAAGCGGUGCUUUUGCGGCUUACCUGGAACGCUUUCUUACUGCGACUAUGGAGUCUACUAAAGUGAUCAAGGUUAAGCAUGGAGAAACACUAAGGCGUUUCAGUUGUCGGAUUUUGAAUGGGGAACUUGACCUUGAUUUUAAUGGGCUGAGAGAGAAGAUCAUUGGCCUUUUCAAGUUCACCCCUGAUGCUGAACUCACUCUGACUUAUGUGGAUGAGGAUGGUGACAUAGUAACACUUGGUGACAAUGAAGAUCUGUGUGAUGUGGUUAGGCAAUCCCUGAAUCCUUUGAGGGUUACUGUGAAGUUGAGUACUGAAAGCAGCGGCAUGUCUUCUGCUAGAACUAGUGGAAGCUCUACACCUCUGAGAUCUCCUCAAAUGCAGCAGCCGUUGCAGAACCUCAGCUCUAAUUCUUUGUUAAAAUCUGUACCUGUGCCGAUCCGUCGGAUCAUUGUAAAGAUAUGCAAUGACUUGGCAUCUACAGGCACUCCCUCUGCUCAAACUCUUACUGAUUUGGUGCGAACUUUUUCAGAGAUGGGGUUGCCCUAUCUGAAUCAACUAUCAGAUCUGGCUGCUGCUAAUGUUAGUAAGCAGGAUGGGGCUUCUGGAUGCACCACAAAUGUUCCAGCAUCUUCUCAAGAAGCAGAUGUUUCUGCUGCAUCUGGACCUGAAAAUCCAUCUGCAAGAAAUAAGGAGGUCUAUCCUUCCAUCGAAUCAAAAGGUCCAGCAAAUGGAAAGGAGAAUGCUAUCAAUGGCAGUGGAGGUGUGAAGGCCUUAGCUAGAGAACUUCCUGGAUUGGAGGUUCUUAAGGCUGCUCUUGAAUCGGCUAAUCAUAAGCCACCUCAUGCAACUGAGAUUGAUGCGGGUAAGGAGGAGGUUGAUCGUCAGUCUGAUGAGCUACCUUUAUUUGGCAAGUUUGUGCCGUUUUCAUCAACAAGUGUUCCACCCACUUCAAAUACAGUUACUGGUGAUAACAAGGAGGCCUCUGGCGAUCCUAAUGAGUUAAUGGCAAUGAAGCCUCUUGGUGCACUUGCUUUCCAAAGUUACCCUCCCAAUGCAGUGUGGUCUAAUCUGAGUUCUCACCUUAGAGACACUAUUGGUGGGGCCAAGAAUGUGUUGCAGACAGGUUUUGGUAGCUCUUUAGGCUCAAAUGCAAUUCCAAUGAAUGAGUGUCCAUUCUCAGGAGUACCUUUGGGUAACAGCCCAGUUCUUCCUCCACAGCCUCCUCCUUGUGUUGUCCAGCCUAGAAGGAAUCAUGGACUGUCUGAUGACUCUGGAAUUUUCCAUCGUGGUGUUCGAUGUGAUGGCUGUGGGGUGCAUCCAAUUACUGGCCCUCGCUUCAAGUCCAAAGUGAAAGAUGAUUAUGAUCUUUGCAGUAUCUGCUUUGCCCAAAUGGGUAAUGAAAGUGAUUACAUCAGAAUGGAUCGUCCUAUAUCCUAUCGGCACCACCACCCCCAUUCUUUCAGGGGAUUUUAUGAUCUCAAUAAUCGGGUGCAUGCUCCACUACAGCCACCAGUCUUCAGGUGUGGUGGGAAGGCCAGUCGGCAUAAGCUAGACAGUCGUUUCAUUCAGGAUGUCAAUAUCCUUGAUGGUACGAUUAUGGCCCCAUCAACUUCAUUCACCAAGAUUUGGAAGAUGAGGAACAAUGGUUCUGUGGUGUGGCCUCAAGGAACACAGCUGGUUUGGAUUGGAGGAGAUAGGCUGAGUGAUAUAUUUUCUGUUGACACAGAGAUUGCUUCUGCUGGUUUACCCGUUGAACAGGAACUUGACAUUGCAGUUGAUUUUGUUGCUCCUGAUCGUCCGGGUCGGUACAUUUCAUACUGGAGGAUGGCUUCUCCAUCUGGUCAGAAGUUUGGCCAGCGUGUUUGGGUUCUUAUCCAUGUCAAUGCUUCUUCGAAGGAGCUGCAGCAGGAAGGUUUUCGAGGCUUUAAUCUGAAUUUGCCACCUAUUAACAGUGGUAUAUCAGGCCCUGAAAUUAUUAAUGUUAAUCCCGAGCCUUUGGUGGUGGACAGCCUGCCUCAGGUCAAUAAUUCUAGUGGAGGCAUGCACCUGGUGGAACCAGUUGUUGAUGCCUCACCAGAGAAAGAACAGGAGGUGAACUUUCCCAUAAAUGACUCCUUGCUGGUUGGUGGUGCUGCAUCAUCCCCUGUUUCAGCAGUCCCUGCCUCUUUAGGUUCCUAUCCCAUCGUUGAUCUGUCUGAGGUUGCACCACCUGAUCUCACUCCUUUACCAGCUAUUAUUGGGGAGACUUCUGCUCAAGAUGUCAAAGAAAAUGCCGCCAAGGCAGAUGAGAGCUUCAUUAAAUAUGUCAAACGGUCUGAUGUGGAGGAGGCCCUCCUUAAAGAACUUGAAGACAUGGGUUUUAAACAAGUUGACUUGAACAAGGAGAUCCUGAGGCUCAAUGGGUAUAACUUGGAGAAAUCAGUUGAUGAUCUUUGUGGCGUGUCAGGUUGGGAUCCUAUCCUUGAGGAGCUCCGUGAGAUGGGUUUCUGUGAUAAAGCAACAAACCAAAAAUUGCUGCAGAAGAACAAUGGAAGCAUCAAGCGUGUAGUCAUGGACCUUAUUGCUGGAGAGAAGUGAUUCUAGUCAGCUUGAGGACGAGGCAUGUUAUGGAUAAAUAAAUAUUGUCGUAGCGUCUCCUUUGGUGUUGUUUUGAACUUAGUUGUUUGAAUAUUGGUCCUUUUAUUUGGUUUUCUGUGGCUCUGUAAAACCUGCUUGUUGCUGCUAAUUAGUUUAUAUAUAUACAUAUUAUGAACUACUAUGAAGUGCUUCUGUUCUGGAUGUUUAUCUGUAACUUGUAAUUAUUCAAGUUUAUUGUGCACUUUAUCA
Coffea eugenioides is the source of this 2903-nucleotide messenger RNA. RefSeq names its product protein NBR1 homolog. Gene Ontology annotation, molecular function: protein binding; zinc ion binding. The record is from RefSeq and is a predicted model, not a curated record. Lineage: Eukaryota; Viridiplantae; Streptophyta; Magnoliopsida; Gentianales; Rubiaceae. Bases 123 to 2654 code for a protein of 843 amino acids. The transcript has 8 exons.